Messenger RNA from Mesorhabditis spiculigera, 4254 nucleotides. The record is from the annotation of a GenBank genome assembly. Lineage: Eukaryota; Metazoa; Nematoda; Chromadorea; Rhabditida; Rhabditidae.
AUGAACCCGGCAUCGUUCGAGUAUCCGACCUCAUCUACCUCGGUGUCGGGCACCUCCGAGUUGUUCAGCUCAACAUUUGCCAUCCUCUCCGACACCAACCCCUCGUACGCCGAGCAACAAUGGACGCAGGAGAAGCUGCAAAGCGCCUAUUACUACGAAACGCCCCAAACGGACGCGUUUUCCCAAUUACAGGCUUAUGAUGGGACGAUGGAUUUGAGAUUCGAUGCCUACCGAACAGCGGCCCUCCCAACCUACGACCAAUAUAAUCCGGUCGUUUCUCUACCCGUCGUAGCUCCUCAGCUGAACCUAUCCUAUUUGGACCAAAGCCUUCUACGACAACCCGAGCCCCUCCACGUCUACACCCAUCAACAACAGGCCGGCACGGCUUUUCAACCCGUUCACGCGCAUUCAAUAAACACGUUACCCGUGGUGCCAUCCCCGGCAAAUUCCAUCACGCAACGCCCCACCUCUUCCACCUCAAAUAAUAGCGUCAGUGUGACACCACCGCAUCACAACAAUAAUAACCAGUCAACACCUCCUCAAAGCGAAAGCCCGCCGGAUACGAUACCGCUAAAUGCGACUGAAAUUGAAGACGAUGAAAGGGUGAUGUGCAUGGCGUGUCGAGGCGUUUAUCCCUCAAGAAGAAGCCUAACCGGCCAUAUUGGGCGGAACGAGAAGUGUCGCGAAAUUAUUGGUCGCAACUAUCUCGAACAAUUGGCAACAGCUGGAAACGCGGAAGGGAGAGCUUCUGCUGUUAUUCCACCUCCACCUGGGACCGAAUCGGCCAAGGCGGGUGCCAUUGUCAAUGGGACCGAUGGGUUGUCGCCGAUAUGCCCUUAUUGCGAUCGGUUUAUUUCGCAUUAUAAGGGCAACAUCCGCCGACACAUCAACCAAUGCGGCAAAACUGGAGGAAAACGACCAAAGGCACAGAAGGAUGGAAAGCGGAAGCGAAGUGAAGAAAGUGUCAAUCAAGACGAGUGGUCAUCCCCGGAACCGCAUCAAAUGUGCGGCCAGAUGAAUAUGAAUAUCUAUGAAAUACCAAUUCCGCCUGUUCCUGAGGUGAUGUCCCCGCCCUUGAUGAUGAUGACACAAGCUAUGGAGAUUGUUCAACCACCCCCGGUGAUGAACCCGCCGCCCCAGCUUCAGCUUAUCCCUCAAGUUCCUCAGCCGCCAAUACAAGCCCCACCUCCGCCACAGCCUGCGAUACAGUCUGUCGAAGUUAAACCCACCGCCGCUGCACCAUUAGUCGUUGCUGGACUGAAAAAAGAAAACGAAAUCCCCGACGACCCGUACCUAUGCCCAUUCUGUGAUUUCCUCACCGUCUACAAAGGGAACAUGAAGCGCCAUAUGAAUACGUGCCAUGUUAAUGAGCCGGAUUGUAAAGACCAUAAGCUCGACAAAAUGAAAGCGUCAGUGCUUGGGGUCGACCCCGCUACUUUGAUGGAAAAAAUUAAUGCGCAUAAGGCAAAUUCCACACGGGGCAGACGGCCAAAGAAGAAGGACGGUCAAGGGAACGGCGGAAAUUCGCAAGGCGGAAACCAGCAACAGCAUCAGACGUUGAACACGCAUUUGGAUCAAUAUCAACAUCAUAUGUACCAAAUGAACAGCCAAUACAUGGGCAUGCACGGGAUGCGGAUGGGCGGUUUGCUGGAGUACGACGAGCUCGGAUGUCCGGCCGAUCCGUACGUCUACCCGACGAUUCCCGGCCUCGGCCACGAUCCUAGCGAUCCACUCCAAGCCACCAUUAACCACGUUGUCGAAACGCAUCGUCCGAAAGAUAACGAUGCGAGUGAAGUGUGGUUCACGAUUUUCUACGCUACCAUAAUUUCCGUGGCGGCGUUUGGAAGUGUAUUUUUUGGAAUAAUUGGUGUUUACGGGAUUUUGAAGAAGCGUUAUGAUUGUGUGCUGGUUUGCUUUUUCUUUUUAAUUUUCGCCCUGAUUGGUGACGUCGGUGGUAUCGCUUCGGCUUUAAUGCAACGCGGGCCAGUAUAUUUCAAUGUAACCCUCGAAUUUAUAGAGGCGAUUGAAGAGGGCCCCACGGCUGCGCUGCAGUGCUUGGAUACGCGAUCCUACCCGCCUAAAAAUUCCAAAAUUGAGGCUCCCGCCGCGCCUCCAUCGGCUUUCGAGUCGCUGCAGGAGCUGAUUCGGCAGCGGACUUUUUUGGAGUUCAGUCAACUCUCCAUGUUUACUGCUCCAAGACCUGCGGCAUCUGGUAGACGCGUAAGCCUCGAGACAAAUGGAUCCGUGGGAGGUCCCGUCUCAGUCCCACCACCAGUCCCCUCACAUUGCCGUCCAAUGCACCCACCACCAAUUAACAAUCGCAAAUCCCCGAUCCAAGCCAUCAAAGCCAGACGAGAUCUGGCGUGGGUGGUUGUGGUGAUACAAACAAUUGUUAUUGUAGCGCUAUCACUUUUAUUUUUUACUUAUGUCCUCCAUACAACUCAGACCAACGUGGAAGAUGAGGCGCCGAGUGAGACGAAUCGAACCCCAUUGACUAUGCGAAAACAUCCACGAAAUGGACAUGCGACCGGUAGUUGGGAAGACCCCUUGAACAAAAACGAGCUCGAGCUACAAGGGAAUACAAUAGACGACACGACGCCAGGCAUCAAUUCAAUUACGUCAGCUGAGCGUGCCGGGUACAAAAGCGCUGUCGUGGUCUCGAACGACAAGAGAUGUUCCGAUAUUGGAAAUUCGAUUUUGGUGCGAGGUGGGAAUGCAGCGGAUGCAGCGAUAGCUACCCUGUUUUGCUUGGGUGUCACUCAGCCACAGGCUAGCGGCUUGGGAGGCGGGCUGCUGGGAUUAUUUUGUGAGAAAGCUGGUCGGUGCACCGAAAUCAAUGCGAGAGAGACCGCACCAUCCUCUGCGACAAAAGACAUGUUUGUCGGGAAUCCGAAAGACUCGUCAGAGGGUUACCGUUCAAUUGCUGUCCCCGGAGAAUUAAGCGGAAUGUGGCGAAUUUACGAAAGAUUCGGAAGCCGGCGAGUCACAUGGCAUGAUAUCGUAUGGCCAUCUGUAGAGUUGGCUCGGAAAGGAAUUCGAGUCGGUACCGAAUUGGCUGCAGCUUUAACCAUGAAAAAGCGAUCAUUGCUUGAGGACGAGGGAAUGAGAGCUUUAUUGGUAAAUCCCAGAACCGCCGAUCUAUAUAAGGAAGGCGAAACGAUGAAUCGAGAUCGAUUGGCCGAGACGCUUUUGCAGCUGGCAGAAGCCGAGGACCCGACAAGUAUUUUUUACAAAGAAGAUAUGGCCGAUCAGCUGAUAAAAGAAAUCAGAAAAGGAGGAGCUAUCUUGACAAAAUUAGACUUGGAAGACUACGAGACAGUCUUAUCGCCAGCGCUUUGUUCUACUUUUCAUCCUACUGUAUCGCUAUGCGGUCCGAGGCCUCCGUCUUCGUUUUUGAUUACGCAGUUGAUAGUGGCGCUGGUGACAGCCCUCUACCCUGCUAACUUCUCCGACGAGGACCUAAAAACAGUCCAGUUCACCCAUCGACUCAUCGAAGCGUCGAAAUUUGCAUUUGCCCAAAAAGUGGCCCUGGGCGACCCGGCUUUCACAACGAAUUCGGAUUAUAUGAUCAACAUCAUGCUCAACUCUUCUUACAUCGAUUAUCUGGCGAAGAAAAUCCCCGAAUCCACAAAAGAUUUCAAAUAUUAUGGAAUCCCGCACGUUCAGAAAUCAGAUCACGGUACAUCACAUGUAUCCAUUAUUGAUGAGUUUGGAAAUGCGAUUGCAAUUUCAUCCAGUAUAAAUACACCAUUCGGGUCGUUACGUGCGUCGAAGUAUGGAUUUAUCUACAACUCCCAGAUGGACGCGUUUUCGACACCUAAUUUGCCUAGUGAAUUUGGGUUCCCACCGGCUGAAACAAACUUUAUUCAACCUGGAAAGUGCCCGAUGAGCAGUUUAAGCCCGGUGGUUGCGCUGAAUCGGCAGAAUGGGCAGGCAAUACUAUCGGCAGGAGGUGUGGGUGGUACUCGGAUAGUUCCGGCUAUGGCUUCAUUGCUUAUAAGAAGCUUGUUCUUUGAGCGUCCUCUAGCUGAGAGUGCGGCUCAGAAGAUUGUGUUCAGUCAAUAUAUACCGGAUAAUGCGUUUUUUGAGAAUGGCUUUGAUCGGGACCUUCUCCACGACCUUGCCCAACGUGGGCACGAGGUUCGAGCCCUCACCGACGAAAAAUUCGCAACGUUCGGAGCGUCGCGUAGCGCCUGGGGCGGCUUCCAAACCACCAACGACCCCCGAUCAACCGAUGGUGGAGUGGCUGGCUAU